Acyrthosiphon pisum (pea aphid) is the source of this 1987-nucleotide messenger RNA. RefSeq lists its product as uncharacterized. The transcript has 4 exons. Bases 502 to 1488 code for a protein of 328 amino acids. The record is from RefSeq and is a predicted model, not a curated record. Gene Ontology annotation, cellular component: mitochondrial inner membrane; nucleus. Gene Ontology annotation, biological process: apoptotic DNA fragmentation. NCBI's taxonomy places the organism in Eukaryota, Metazoa, Arthropoda, Insecta, Hemiptera, Aphididae. Gene Ontology annotation, molecular function: single-stranded DNA endonuclease activity; nucleic acid binding; metal ion binding.
GAAAGGAAUCGGCUCCUUCCCUCAUGCUACCACGGUAGCCGGGGAGUGGGGGGAAGACCGCUACCGCGGUCCACGAGGAAAGCGAGAAAUUUGUCGCACUUGGCAGCCGAAUCACCCGGAAAAAUGUUGCGAUGCCGCCCGAUCAGACGUGUGUGUGUGUGUGUGUGUGUGUGGUGUCCACAGCCGUGUGCGCUGAUGCACGUGCCGCACACUUGGACACGUAUAGAGAACGAAUGACGUACGUAUACAAUGCCAUCACAGCGCCGUGUCCGAAUUCUUCGGGAAAUCGAUUUUUCACGCGCACGCACACACAAUAACGGCCGACGAUAAUGCGAUUGUCCGCAGCACACUUGAAUAUCGAUCGAGCUGACGGCCCGCGGCGUAUUUAUGAUUUUCCGAGCGUAAGAUGAAAAAAAAAGAAAAAACGUUACCAAAACGGACGUGGGUAUUAUUACACGGUGCCUGUCCAGUCGUAGGUGGUAACCCACAGGUGAUUCAUUUAUGGUAAAUCAUCGAAAAUCAACCAUUCAUGGUAUUCUCUCAGCAUUGGUGAAUACAAAUAAACAAUGUUUGAGUAAUUAUUCGUUAUUAAAGGUAAAGAGAAACGGUGGCAUUGUAGAUUUGGAAAUUUGUUAUGAUCAGUUAUCAUUGACGACAAUUUACGUAAAAUUUGAAAUCGAUGGGAUUUCACUUAAAAAGUUUGUAACUGUGAUUAUACCACCAGUUGCGACUCGAAAUAUCAAUUUGUAUCCGGAAAAUAUAGCGUGUUUUUAUACAAAAAAUCAUCAAACCGCUCUAUUUAAGUAUAUAUAUAACAAUGAAGAUAAGAUUAGUGAUUCAUCAUUUCUAACCGAAGGACAUUUAGCAAGCAAUGCCGAUUUUUCAGAAAACUUUAAGCAACUGGGAACGUUUUUUUAUGCUAACAUAACGCCUCAAUGGGAAUCCAUUAAUCAACAUGUGUGGGCACUUAUUGAAUCUGCCAUUAGAUCGUAUGCGAUGGAUAACGACAAGAAGCUGGAAGCGUACGCGGGCACGCACGGACAGGCGAUGGUGGACGGACAGCCGCUGUUCCUAACGGGUGAUGGCCGUAUGCCGGUGGCCGCGUGGCUGUGGAAAGCCGCCGUCGACCGGUCAACUGGCGCCGGCAUCGCGUUCGUCUGCUCCAACGACCCGUUUAAAAGGGCGGCCAGCCCUCCCUGCGGCGACAUGGACGUUUGCGUGGACGGCCACUGGCACGCCGCCGUGGUGGUCGGCUGGUCGUUUUGCUGCACUUUGCAACAGCUCGUGGAGACGGUUCCGGGGGCGGCGACGGCCAUAGUCGAUGGCGCCGGCAUGAAGUUGUUGAAAAGACAGUCACCUGCAACGCCACCGAUGUCUCCCGAUAGCGCAGCGACGAUGGACGACGAUGAAGACGAUGAAGACGACGACGACGACGACGACGACGGCGACGACGAAGCAGAAAAAGACGAAGCAGAAAAAGACGAUUGAUAGUUGCGAGAGAGUCGAGUGGAUCGGUCGGCCGACAAAAUGUCGUGUAUCGAUAAAUAAUUAUAUACAUUCAAUUUUACGACGAACACGUGGUUACUGGUUGUAACGGCUACUCUGUACGUUUUCCCGUGACAAUUUUUGUGUUUUUGAAAGAAAAAUAUCUAGUUUUUCACUUUUUAAAGAAACUAUUUUUGUGUAUUAUUAAUAUCAGAUGUUCAAUAAAUAGUUUUUUUUUGUGUGUACCAUUGAUAAGUAUUUUAAGUUAAGCUGAGCGGAGUAGUGGUCCACUCCAUUUCACUCUGCUUGAUUAAAACAUUUUUAGAAAAUUCCUUUACUUCUGAAUAAGAAAAAAUAAAUUAACCCUUGCAUUAUGACAAUAAGUUGUGAAAAUUAUACAUUUUUGUAAAAAUUAAUUAUUUUUAUUAUUAUUAUUUAUUAUUAAAAAAAAUACUUUGGAAUGUAUAAUAUACAAAAAACAAAAUAUAUGAAAAUUGACUGA